This is a messenger RNA of Talaromyces marneffei, 1119 nucleotides long. RefSeq lists its product as uncharacterized. Lineage: Eukaryota; Fungi; Ascomycota; Eurotiomycetes; Eurotiales; Trichocomaceae. The transcript has a single exon. The coding region runs from base 1 to 1119 and encodes 372 amino acids. The record is from RefSeq and is a predicted model, not a curated record.
AUGGAAGUGUCCACCUACGACCCGUGCCUCUUACACUGCUCUGAUUCGAAGCAAGGAUUUGGUAUUGUCGGCAUGCAAACCGACGAUACACUAAUCGUUGCGAACGACACCUUCGCAGCACGUGAAGAAGAAGAGAUCCGACGUGCGAAGAUUCUCUGCAAGCCCCGUGAACAGCUAACAGCCAAUAAUCCGCUCAAAUUCAAUGGUGCGGUUGUUACAGAGACCGCCCAGGGCAUUACCCUCACCCAGAAACGCACCUGCAGCCAUAUUCGGCCCGUACAGGAUCAAGCCGCGGAUACUACGAACUCACGUGGCAAAGUACGAAAAGAUGCCACACCGCACGAACAAUACGUUGCUCAGCGAGCUCUUGGUGCGUAUAUAACUUCAAUGUCACAACCCGAAGCUUCAUUUGAUCUAUCGUACGCAGCACAAGCUACGGAUCCACAAAAAGACGAUAUCAAAGCCUUGAAUAAACGGCUACAAUGGCAAAUUGACAACCCCGAGCGAGGACUACGAUUCGUCAAACUAGACGUACAGACCCUACGGCUUAUCGCAUUUGUCGACGCUUCAUUUGCAAAUAAUAAGGAUUAUUCUUCACAACUCGGCUACGUUAUCGUACUAGCAGACGAAGCAAAUAACGCGAAUAUCCUUCAUUGGUCAUCUACGAAGUGCAAGCGAAUCACACGUAGCGUACUCGGCUCAGAAACGUACGCACUAGCUAAUGGAUUCGAUGCUGCAGCUGUAAUCAAGUCAACUCUUACGCAGCUACUCCAUCUCACCGAACCACUUCCGCUUAUUGUUUGCACCGAUUCGAAGAGCUUAUAUGAAUGCCUCGUCAAGCUCGGCACCACACACGAGAAACGCCUUAUGAUCGAUCUCAUGUGCCUCCGCCAAUCGUACGAACGACAAGAGAUCACGGAGGUCAGAUGGAUUGAUGGCAACAGCAAUCCUGCCGACGCCAUGACAAAGAGCAAGCCGUGCCACGCUCUACAAGAGCUUAUUGAUACGAACAAGCUACGUAUCAACGUUGACGGAUGGGUGGAGAGAUCAGUUACGACGCGCAGCCCCGAACCGAAGGCUGUAAGAUUCGCUACACUAUUGGAAUCACCGAAGCAGUAG